Messenger RNA from Paramecium sonneborni, 470 nucleotides. Lineage: Eukaryota; Ciliophora; Oligohymenophorea; Peniculida; Parameciidae. The record is from the annotation of a GenBank genome assembly.
AUGAAUUCCAUGAUUCAAAGAUGUAAAGAAAUUCAUAUUUAAAAUGAAGAAAUCAUUUUUAAUAACCAUUGCAAUGAGAAAUACUGGUAUUCAAAUUAAUCCCAAAUUAUGGGUAGUAGUCAUUUAGAUGUACAAGAUAUUGAACCAAUACAAAAAUAUCAUAAACAUUCUUAUCUUCCAUUGGAAAGAAUUAAAAUUUACUUUAAACAAAUCAACAGGAGGAAGAUUUGUUCCUAGACUAUUUUUCUGGAUUUGGUAUCAGGUCUAUAAUAAAAUAUAUGAAUAAUAGGAACAAUUGGACUCAAUGAGAGGUAGAAACAUUGGGACAAUUCUUCAGACCAGAUAUCUUUGGAAUGGAAAAAUCAUAUAUGACAACAGCUUGGUCAAAGGGUCACUACACUAGAGGCGCAGAAUUUAUUGAUUAAGUUAUGAUUGUAGUUAGAUAAAAAGCUGAAGGAUGCGAUUGCUGA